This is a messenger RNA of Penicillium manginii, 648 nucleotides long. RefSeq lists its product as uncharacterized. The transcript is spliced from 4 exons. Lineage: Eukaryota; Fungi; Ascomycota; Eurotiomycetes; Eurotiales; Aspergillaceae. The coding region runs from base 1 to 648 and encodes 215 amino acids. The record is from RefSeq and is a predicted model, not a curated record.
AUGAAUUCAGCAGAUACUCAGGCCAACCCUGGUGGAACCCCACAAAACUGGCAGGCUAAUGGCUCAACAGUCCCGUGGGCAGAGAUCUUCUCCCGCCAUGAAGCUGUGCUCGUGUCACAUCGCGAAAUGCUGGACUCGGUCAAAGGUCACAUCGCGCCGGACGGCGAGGCUUUCCGAGCAGUCUCGGCGAUGCUGAACAAGACGGUUCAAGCGAUGAAUCAGUCAAAUGUGAUGCGAAAGCAUAUGAAACCCAACGAAUACACAGCCUCAGAUGACGCAUCGCCCAUACCAGAAACUCGCAAGAAGAAGAAGCGCCCGAGACUCGAAAAGGAGGAGGUGGAAAAUGAUGUCCCUGUGAACCCCAAUUUCGACACAGGUGGUGAAAGCCCAUCUCAACAUACCUCCUCCGCCUAUGAGACCGAAGACAUAUCCGCCGAAGUACAGAGACGACUCCUCAUCAAGGAAGAAAGACGCCGGAAAAAAGAAAAUGCGCAACCUGAGAAGAGAAAGCGAGAAAGUAUGAUCUCAAACGAAAGUUUGUCACCUGGCGGUGGUCAAAAGCCUCAAAAGAAGCGAGUUCGAGUCGGAAGCGAAUUGAGAAGGGAUGGAGGUUUUGCGUCUGGGAGAGCUAAACGACAAAAACAAUGA